GUGCAAUGCAUUUUAGUGGAUAAAAGACAACGCUGCACGCUAUGGAUGUAUUUCCUUCAUCUGCCUGCAGGGGCGCUGUCGGUGCGUUUUCUGCAGACUGAUCAUAUGACAGCUGCCUGCGUCCCACUUCCCUUCCUCGCUGGAAAACGCCACAUCUGACAGGGAGGGAGAGACAGACACUACCGUGGGGGAGUGUGGACACCGACCUGAAGAUGCUGGCCCUAGUGAACCGGCUGCUGGACUGGUUUAAGACUAUGUUUUGGAAGGAGGAGAUGGAGCUGACGCUGGUUGGCCUCCAGUACUCGGGAAAAACUACAUUUGUAAACGUGAUCGCUUCUGGGCAUUUCAGUGAAGACAUGAUCCCUACGGUGGGGUUCAAUAUGAGGAAGGUCACCAAAGGAAACGUCACCAUAAAGAUCUGGGACAUAGGAGGGCAGCCAAGGUUCAGGAGCAUGUGGGAGCGGUACUGUCGGGGAGUUAAUUCAAUCGUGUACAUGGUUGACGCAGCAGAUCAAGAAAAGGUGGAGGCAUCUAGAAACGAGCUUCAUAAUUUAUUAGACAAACCUCAGUUGCAAGGAAUUCCUGUUUUGGUACUCGGUAACAAAAGGGAUCUCCCCAGUGCUCUAGAUGAAAAGCAGCUCAUUGAGAAAAUGAAUCUGGCAGCCAUUCAGGACAGAGAGAUAUGCUGCUACUCCAUUUCCUGCAAAGAGAAAGACAACAUUGACAUAACACUUCAGUGGCUCAUCCAGCACUCAAAAUCCAGGAGGAGCUAGCUGAAAAUGCAGGAGUUGUUUUCAGCUGUGUAUUGCCAUGUAGCUGUUAUGCCACCACCGGCCCCCCCCACCCAUCACCUGUCGUAUUUUCAACUCACAUGCUGCUCUUUUCUGCUUGUGACACACACUUCCCCCCUUUUCAUUUAGUAGUUAUUUCACAAACCCUGAGAAUGAACUACUAAAAAAAUGUUAUUCUGGUAUCAGAUGUAAGGAACAUUAUUGGCAUUAUUGUCCUGUAAAGCUUUGGAGUCAAAACAUCAUUUGGAAUAUAUUUGUCAUAAUUUAGGCAUUACCCGGCUGAUCAUACCCAGUGGUUCAUAACACUAAUCUGGGGUAUACAACAACAACCUCCUAAAGAAGGGUUGAUAACAAUGUUCUUCACACUGUCACAUAUGACGCCAGCAGACAGCUGAUGAGACAUGCAGCUCUUCCCACUUCUUUCUAGCUCUACUCUGUGAUCGUAUUUGAAUGUCACCUUUAGCUUGAUAACAUCUUCUUCUUUCACGGAGAUGUCUAUUGUUUUAGAAAAUGUGCAAGUCAAUAGAUGCAGGUCUGUACAAAUGUUGAGCUAGUAUGAUUUUUACUGAUGUGAGAUGUGCGUGUAUGAAUAUGUGAUUCUAUUUAAAGUCUGACUGUUCUAUAAGUAAAAAUACGUGUACGGGGUCGUGUGGGUUAUUUUGGCCUCAGUUUGUAAGUAUCCACGGUGGAAGAUGUUGUUUGUGCUGCCUCAAAGCUGAGAGAGUGGCAGAAUGUAAAGUGCCUUGUGCAAUAUCUCUCGCCUCUGCAGCCAAACAGCAUGCAAGGUGUGCCUACCUGGGAAAAGUAAAAAACACCACUAUAUAUUCAACAAAUAAAAAGGCUUGCUUUUUAAUUUAAA
Gymnodraco acuticeps is the source of this 1650-nucleotide messenger RNA. It is a transcript of the gene arl8ba, whose product is annotated as ADP-ribosylation factor-like 8Ba. Lineage: Eukaryota; Metazoa; Chordata; Actinopteri; Perciformes; Bathydraconidae. Gene Ontology annotation, molecular function: GTPase activity; GTP binding. Gene Ontology annotation, cellular component: lysosomal membrane. Gene Ontology annotation, biological process: protein transport; anterograde axonal transport. The transcript has 7 exons. Bases 213 to 773 code for a protein of 186 amino acids. The record is from RefSeq and is a predicted model, not a curated record.